Gavia stellata (red-throated loon) is the source of this 2004-nucleotide messenger RNA. RefSeq names its product potassium voltage-gated channel subfamily C member 2 (gene KCNC2). Gene Ontology annotation, biological process: protein homooligomerization; potassium ion transmembrane transport. The record is from RefSeq and is a predicted model, not a curated record. Lineage: Eukaryota; Metazoa; Chordata; Aves; Gaviiformes; Gaviidae. The transcript is spliced from 5 exons. Gene Ontology annotation, cellular component: dendrite membrane; voltage-gated potassium channel complex; axon. Bases 1 to 2004 code for a protein of 667 amino acids. Gene Ontology annotation, molecular function: protein binding; delayed rectifier potassium channel activity.
AUGGGGAAGCUCGAGGACAACGAGAGGGUGAUCCUCAACGUGGGGGGCACGCGGCACGAGACCUACCGCAGCACCCUGAAGACCCUGCCGGGGACCCGCCUGGCCCUGCUCGCCUGCGAGUCCCAGAGCGAGUCCCCGGGCGGCGAGGAGCCGCCGCCGCCCCCCAACCCGCCGCCGCCGCCGCCGGCGGGCGGCUGCCCGGAGCCCGGCAGCGGCUGCAGCCCCCGGGGCAGCGGCGGCGCCAGCGAGUUCUUCUUCGACCGGCACCCGGGGGUCUUCGCCUAUGUGCUCAACUACUACCGCACCGGCAAGCUGCACUGCCCCGCCGACGUCUGCGGGCCGCUCUUCGAGGAGGAGCUGGCCUUCUGGGGCAUCGACGAGACCGACGUGGAGCCCUGCUGCUGGAUGACCUACCGCCAGCACCGCGACGCCGAGGAGGCCCUCGACAUCUUCGAGGCGCCCGACCUGCUGACGGGCGAGCCGCCCCCCGACGGCGACGAGGACGACCUGGCCGCCAAGAGGCUGGGCAUCGAGGACGUGGGGGUGACGGCCGAGGGCAAGGGCGGGCGCUGGAGGCGGCUGCAGCCCCGCGUCUGGGCGCUCUUCGAGGACCCCUACUCCUCGCGGGCCGCCAGGUUCAUUGCCUUUGCCUCUUUAUUCUUCAUCCUAGUUUCAAUCACAACCUUUUGCCUGGAAACGCAUGAGGCUUUCAAUACUAUUAUAAACAAAACUGAGCAGGUCAUCAACGGGACAGAAACUGUGCUACAGUAUGAAAUUGAGACAGAUCCUGCCCUGACAUACGUGGAAGGAGUCUGUGUGGUAUGGUUUACAUUUGAAUUUUUAGUACGUGUUGUUUUUUCCCCCAACAAACUUGAAUUCAUCAAAAAUCUCUUGAAUAUCAUUGACUUUGUGGCCAUCCUGCCCUUCUACCUAGAAGUGGGCUUGAGCGGGCUCUCCUCCAAAGCUGCUAAGGACGUGCUUGGUUUCCUCAGGGUGGUAAGGUUCGUGAGGAUCCUGAGAAUCUUCAAGCUCACCCGGCACUUUGUGGGCCUCAGGGUGCUGGGCCACACUCUGCGAGCCAGCACCAAUGAAUUUCUGCUGCUGAUAAUAUUCCUGGCACUCGGUGUUUUGAUAUUUGCCACCAUGAUCUACUACGCAGAGCGGGUGGGAGCACAGCCUAAUGACCCAUCAGCAAGUGAGCACACACAGUUCAAAAAUAUCCCUAUUGGCUUCUGGUGGGCUGUAGUCACCAUGACCACCCUGGGAUAUGGUGAUAUGUAUCCACGGACUUGGUCAGGCAUGCUGGUGGGAGCCCUGUGUGCGCUGGCGGGGGUACUCACCAUAGCCAUGCCCGUGCCUGUGAUAGUCAACAAUUUUGGGAUGUACUACUCCCUGGCCAUGGCAAAGCAGAAACUGCCAAGGAAGCGGAAGAAGCACAUCCCUCCUGCUCCUCAAGCCAGCUCGCCCACCUUCUGCAAGACAGACUUGAACAUGGCCUGCAAUAGCACACAGGGUGACAUCUGCCUGGGCAAGGACAACCAGCUGAUGGAGCACAACAGAUCAUCAGCCACCAUGUCCCACCCUGUUGGACUCCAUGGUGUUUUGCCUCAGUGUCUGUCUCUUGUGUCAGCUUUGCCUGUGCCACACCGUGGCCUGUUAAGCAAGAUCCUACAAAGAAGCAGUCAUUUAAAAGGAGCAGUGUUAUCAGGUGAAGACAGUGCAGGAAGUGAGCAGCCACUCUCACCUGGUGAAAGGCUCCCUCCCAUCAGACGCUCUAGUACAAGAGACAAAAACAGAAGAGGGGGAACAUGUUUCCUACUGACAACAGGUGAUUACACGUGUGCUACUGAUGGAGGGAUCAGGAAAGGCUAUGAAAAAUCUCGAAGCUUAAACAACAUAGCUGGCUUGACAGGCAAUGCUCUGCGACUGUCUCCAGUUACAUCACCCUACAGCUCACCUUGUCCUCUAAGGCGCUCUCGGUCUCCCAUCCCUUCCAUCUUGUAA